GGCAAACCUCUCUCAUGCAUAAGUUUGCCUGACUUCCUCAGUGAAGUCUGUCUGGUGUGAAGAGAAGGAGCCUGGAACAAUGUUAACCUUCCUGGUAGUAGUGGGGGUCGUCGUGGGGGGAGCUUACAUUUACCGUCAUGUUGUGGUGAAGGGGAAGCGGUGCACAAGCAAAGCAAAGCUGCAUGGGAAAACUGUGAUUGUGACUGGCAGUAACACAGGCAUUGGGAAGACCACAGCCAUAGACUUGGCUAAAAGAGGAGCCAGAGUGAUUCUGGCCUGUCGCAGCAAGCAGAGAGGAGAGGCUGCUCUUGAAGAAGUCAAGAGGGAGAGUGGCAGUAGUCAGGUGGUGUUCAUGCAGAUGGAUCUGGGGAGUCUCAAGUCUGUUCGCAGCUUUGCGGAAAACUUCCUGAAGACUGAAACCAGAUUGGACAUCCUCAUCAACAAUGCAGGGGUUUACAUGCAGGGACGGACAGAGGACGGACUGGGAAUGAUGUUUGGUGUCAACCACAUCGGCCACUUCCUGUUAACCAACCUGUUGCUGGACCGGCUGAAAGAGUGCGAACCAAGCCGGGUGGUCAAUGUGUCAUCUGUGGGACAUAACUUUGGAAAAAUUGACUUUGACUGCCUGAACACUCACAAAGCUCUGGGACUGGGGACAUCCUUCACGGCGGUUGGACAGGUCUACUGUGAUAGUAAGCUGUGCAACGUCCUCUUCACACAUGAGCUGGCCCAGAGACUGCAGGGAACCAAGGUCACCUGCUAUACCCUUCAUCCAGGAGCUAUCAACUCUGAGCUGGCCAGGAACACUAGCUCAGUACUGCAAACCCUCCUGAUACCUGUGACUGCCUUUUUCUUCAAAAACACCAUCCAGGGAGCCCAGACCACCCUGCACUGUGCUCUACAGGAGGGCAUCGAACCUCUCAAUGGACAUUACUUCUCCAACUGCACUGUGAGAGAAGUCUAUGCUAAAGCCAAGGAUGAUGCUGCAGCUAAGAAGCUGUGGGAGCUCAGUGAGAGACUGUGUGGUCUUGCAUAAAAAGCUUCAUAUUGGAUUCCAGACACUGGGCUGCCAUAGUUUUAUAUUAGAGACAGAGUUAUGGAAGACGUCCUCAUAGUCUGAUAGCAUGAAAAGAUCACAGGCUAUAAGUAAGGCAAAGGUUCAUGUAGAGGUACACAUUUGGCAGCUCCCUCAUUGCCAUGCCACUCCUCUCCUGAG
Messenger RNA from Scomber scombrus (Atlantic mackerel), 1216 nucleotides. Its product is annotated as dehydrogenase/reductase SDR family member 13-like. The record is from RefSeq and is a predicted model, not a curated record. The coding region runs from base 80 to 1036 and encodes 318 amino acids. The transcript is spliced from 5 exons. NCBI's taxonomy places the organism in Eukaryota, Metazoa, Chordata, Actinopteri, Scombriformes, Scombridae.